Molecule: messenger RNA, 3978 nt
Organism: Ceratitis capitata (Mediterranean fruit fly)
Lineage: Eukaryota; Metazoa; Arthropoda; Insecta; Diptera; Tephritidae
Gene: lama
Product: putative phospholipase B-like lamina ancestor
Exons: 5
Coding region: 1352-3376 (674 amino acids)
Biological process (GO): phospholipid catabolic process
Cellular component (GO): extracellular region
Molecular function (GO): glycerophospholipase activity
Source: RefSeq, a predicted model, not a curated record
UAGUGCUAAGUAAUAAAAAAAAAAAAAUAAAGUAAAAAAAUAUAAAUCGCAAGCGUAAAAAGAAAACCUCAAUCAGCCAAAUCACAAAAAAACGCCUUAACUGGAACACAACGCGGCAAAUACAAUAAAACUCUUUGCAAUUUCCAAUGUAGCCGUUUGGGGAUAUUUAACACGAGCGCUCUUGUUUCGUGUUAAAAAUAUUCAAUUACUUGAAUAUACAUACAUACAUACAUACAUAUGUACACAGUAAUUUGUUGAAAAUCACUUGGCUUUCGAUUUCGAUUUGAAAAAGUGAAAAUUUCCGCAACUGAUCACACAUACAUACAUAAUAUACAUACAUACAUAUAUGCAUGCAAUAUUUCCGCAUUAAAAAUAAAAACGAAAAAAAAAAAAAUUGUUUCUAAUACCUCAAGAAAAUAUAUUACCAAAAACAACCACAACUACAACACAGGCAACAAGUCACGAGAGUUUCGAUUAUUUUGUAUUUCAAUGGGGUGACUUGUGGAACAGUGCUCUCCUGAACCCGGGACCAAAAGGGACUUUAUUGACCAAACAUUCAAACUAACUCCGGCACUCUUUCUUCAAAAUAAAACUACAAAAAAGACAUCAAAGGAAUAAUACACUUUCAUACAUAUUUCAUUCGUAACAAUAGCAAGUUUUCAAAAGUCCAAAAAAACAACAGUUUACCGAGAGGAAAACUCAAAGAAUUUAUUGGCGCUUACCAUCAAACUCCAGGGGGGAAAAUACCACCAGUUUUUGCAUUUAAAAUCUUAAAAAAAAAAACUACAACAACAACAACAAAAGUAAAUAUCUCACGCCCAUCACUUAACUGAGUUUCCCAACAUCACAACAACAAAAGAGCUAGCGACCUAAACGCCUCCUCCGAUGAGCAACACGGUCGUUUUGCCAGUCAAAGUGGCCACAGAAACGCUUAACCUCGGUGCUAACCACCUCGCUUGUGCCAACGCUAACACCGUCAGUGCAGCAGCUGCAGCAGCCCACAACAUCGACGUGCACCGCCGCAGCUUCGGACACUCGUACGCCACACGUGCCGAUCACAAUUAUAACCGAGUGUAAAAUCCAGCAGAAAUCAUUUUUAUUCUUGUGAAAUCAAGUAACCGAAUUCUUCGCACAACACAAAAGAUUCUGUAUUAUCUAAAAAAAAAGAGGCUCUUAUCUUAAAUCUCAAAUAUUAAAAAAAAAAAUCAAAACAAUACAUAACGUCCAACGCAGAGAAGUCGCAAGAAUACCCAAAAGAAAAAGAGAUAAAAACUCAAACGCGGCGGUUUCGCACGCUUUAACGGUUUCAUUUUCACUCUUGUAACCAGUAAACUUCAAGACGGCCGGAACAAUGUUAAAAGUUGUCGGUGCAUCUUGGCAGAAAACUCGGAUAGGGACUUACAUCCUUAUCGGUGCUGGUUUACUUGUGAUCGGAGCUUUCUUCGUUAGUUAUAUGGAACGACCGAAAUACAAUGGAACAUACUGUGCCACUGCGGUUUGGUCGAAACAAACUGGAUUUCACAUUGAAUAUUGGAAACAGCAAAAUGAUCUUCUUAACAUUCCAAAGGGUGCGGCUAGAGUGUGCUAUAAGGAUUCCAUCUAUGAAAAUGGUUGGGCACAAAUCGAGGUGGAAACCCAACGUACCUAUCCGGAUUGGGUACAAGCGUUCGCUGCUGGCAUGCUUGAAGGCUCGCUGACAUGGAAUAACAUCUACAAUCAGUGGAAAAACACCAUCGAAUCGUCCUGCGAACGCGAUGAGAAUUCACAGAACUUUUGCAAAUGGUUACGUGAACUGCUCAACGAAAAUUAUCUGCAAAUCAAGGAGACGGCGCUGCAGCGAGGCGAACACGAUCACUACUGGCAUCAGAUCAGUCUUUACUUCCGGCAAUUGGAGGGUCUCGAGACGGGCUACAUACGUGGCGCAUCACGUGCACGUUCAGAUCUCGAAGAAGAGAUACCAUUCUCAGAUUUCUUACUCCUGAACGCCGCUGCCGAUGUACAAGAUUUGAAAAUAUAUUUUGAGAAUUUCGUCUUAAAGAGCGUUAAUGAGACAGCUGCAACAGGAGAAGGAGCUCAAACUCAUACUGCUGCCGGCGCUGAGUCAACAGUUUCAGGUGCGUCGGCGGAGAUGGGUCCUAAAAAUUUCUUUCUACCCAGCGCAACAAUGCUUACGAAAAUCUUUCAAACUGCUGAUUCGCCAACCUGGCGUCUACUCUUCGGCCACAGCACCGCCGGCAGUUAUGCCUCAAUGUUGCGCAUACAAAAACGUUAUAAAUUUCAUUAUCACUUCUCACCCAAUCAACGUUCGAAUACAGUGCCCGGUGUGGAUAUAACAUUUACCGGCUAUCCGGGCAUACUCGGCUCCACCGAUGACUUUUACAUUGUCAAAGGGCGUCAGGUGCAGUCCAUUGUUGGUGGUGUGGGCAUUAAAAAUGAGAAUCUCGACUUGUGGCAAACGGUAAAUGUGACACAAGCGCUACCCUUGGCCGCACGUGUCAUGGCCGCUAAUCGCAUUGCACAGAACCGUCGCACCUGGGCGAAGGCAAUGUCACGGCACCCCUUCACUGGUUGCAAGCAGUGGAUAACGGUGGACUUGAAUAAAUUGCGACCACAAGACAAUUUGUAUAUGACACUGGCCGAGGAUGAGAAGCAUGAUGAUGCCGCCUUGCCAUUGAAUGCCGCCGAUGAGGCAGCAAUCAGUGAGCGACAUAAUCGCAAUAAGGGCUUGGUGUGGAUUGUCGAACAAUUGCCGGGACGCAUGCAUCUGAAGGAUGUUUCGGAGAGAUUCUUAACUGGCGACAACUCCACGUGGAUAGCGAAUGGUGUGCCGUAUUUCGAUGAGAUGUUGCAAGCGAGCGGCGUAUCGCCGGCUAAUGCCUAUGAAGAUAUGCGCACAACAAUCGAAGAAGAACUCACAAAUCUCGAGGCUGUCGAUCAGUUUAUGCGCAAGCAUGGCUUUCGUGGUGAUCUGCUCGGCGAAGAAUCGGUUGCCUACGGCAAUAUUGACAUCAAAUUGUUUUCGUACAAUGCACAAAUAGGCAUUAGUGAUUAUCAUGCCUUCGCCGGACCCAUCUUCAUACGGCUACAGCACGUACAGCCGCGCGAAGCUGUCGUUAGUGAAUCAACAGACAUGGCAUCGAAUUUGAAGGACGAACGGCUGAGUGUAAGCAUUGAUGAUGCGGCACAGUUGGCCGAAUUGGAGCGUAUUAGCGAUCGGCGUUCGGUGCGUGACGAUAUGGAGGCGAUUGCAAUGCGUGAAGCUUCCAGCGGUCCGUUCAAGUGGUCGGAAGUGGCGAAUCAUAUGGUGGAUGUAGAGCAUAAAGGACAUCCGGAUGAGUUCAACUUUGGUAAGGUGUCACCGAAGUGGGCGUGGUGAGGUGGCUGAUGUUGAGGUUGAAAGUGCAGGGUUGCAAUGUAAAAUAUAAUAGAUUUUUUUUAUAAUUUAAUUUUGCAGACAGUCAAACAUGCAUGUGUUUGUAAACAUUUUAAUUUUUCUACAUACAUACAUACGCAAAUACAUAUUCAUGAUUUGAAACAAAUUCGCUUGUGUUCCAAGAAAUCCCAAAAAAUCAAAAAAAUUCUUUUAAAUAGUAAAUUUUAUGAUUUAUACAUAUUUACAUACAAACAAACAGAUUUCAUCUCAAUUGUUGUGAUUUUAAGUCGAUUGUGCAAAAUUUUAUUCAAAAUAACUUGUAAAAAAGUGAAAUUGUAAAAAAAUAUACACACAAACAUAUGUAUGUAUAUAUUUGUAAUGUUCGUACGUCCAUAGUUUUAAAAAAGGCACCAAUUUUUAACAAAAACAAAAAAAAAAACAAAUCAAAAAUUAGAAAUCUUAGUCUUCCAUAGUAUAUUCCCUUUUGGAAUGGUUGUGUGCAAAAAUAAAUAAAUUUUACAGGAUUUAACAGAAUGUGAUUAUCGAUUUUAGAUUUCUAACUUUUAUACAGAGCAAUUGUGAGAAUAAAAAAUACAUAAAAAUAG